CAUGACGUCAGCAAAGGAAGGAGAGCCAAGCACGAAAGACGGCACCGCAGAAAACAAUUUUUCGGCGAAAGGAAAUGAGGAGAAAAUAAAUGUCCUGGGCCAACCAGUAGAGAUAAAAGAAUGGGAAGAAUGAAAAGAUCUCAAAAUAUUGAGAAUUUCUUCCUUAAGAAGGCUAAAAUACAACCAGAAGCAGAGAGCAAUGUCAGGGAAAGGUGGACCGAGCAGCAGUCAUCAUUGUCACCUGUGAGUUCUACAAAUGAAGAAGGGAGAUGUGUCCUGCACGACACGUUGCCGCGGAUCUCAAAAUGGUGACGGGCACCUGACGGUUUCAUUACCGGGCACCCUAUUCUAGUCUAAACAACAACAUUUCACGUGUCCUUGUCCUGUGUUCCUCCCCUCAGCCCCAACCGGUUGUUACAGAUGGCUGCCCCUCCCUGAGCCUGGAGAUUUCAUCCUAUUUAAAGGGAGUUUUUCCUUCCCACUGUCACCAAGUGCUUGUUCUUAGGGGGUCGUCUGAUUGUUGGGGUUUCUCUGUAUUUUUGUAGGCCCUUUAACAUAUACUAUAAAACACCUUGAAGAGACUGCUUUUGUGAUUUGGUCCUUUGAAUCCAUGAAUCCACUUCCUCUGUGGUCUCUGAACAGAGAGACGUGUGGAGAUGUUUCAUGCAAAAUCAGAAUAUUUUCCAGUCAAAUGUGUUCUCAGCUGUACUCCUGCUGCAGCCUGUCUGUUACAUUCAUAUCAUGAACCUGUUUGUUUUUAAAGUUUCAUCAUUCCAAACAUCCAGUAAAUCAUUAAAUAGCCCUCAUAAAUACCUGCUGUACCACUCCAUUUAUAAACACUGUAAACACUGGUGUGUUGAACACCCACAGCUGUUGCUGCAGUGAGCAUGUUUGUCUGUGUCGUCCACUUGGUCUCCGUCCUCUUUGUUCUCUCCUUAGGACGCUGUUAAUGAACAGGGGAGUGUCACUUUCUCUCUGAGCUGAUCAGGGUCUUUGAACUCUUCUGUGCUCUUCAUGUAAAUCCAGACGUGAUCACAUUUUCAAACUGUAGCUCCUAAACUUUGGAACAACAUGUUUGCAAUCAUUUACAUCAUGUUAACACAAUCAUUUUUACUAAAUGCAAAAUAAAUUUGAUCUACCAUUAGUCAUGUUUAAAAUGAUGAUUUGAGCCAGGCUUGUAUAACCUUUAAUGUAAAGUAGUUUUAUUUCCUUGUUCUGUCACAUCUGAGAAAGAAGAUACUCUGCUUCUCGGGUUUUAUGUGUUUUGCAUAUAUAUCACAGGUUUUAUUCAAACAGUGUAAAUACAGCAGCUCUGUGUUUGGUCCUCCAUCAGCUCAGCUCUUCACUGUAAUCCAGAUCUCCUAACAUGAUGCUCUGCUCCGGACUCAGCAGCACACUGUUGCUGGCAGCAACCUGUUCACUCAUCACUUCAGGGUCAUUUACCAAAGCUGAACUGUCUUUCCCUUCCAAUGUGACUGCCAUAUCCUCAGGAAGAGUGAUCACAUUUAACAGCCUUAUUGUCCAACAUCUGAGCUGUGGCAGUGGAGUGAUGAUUGUGCAGUCAGUGUUGUACAGAUGUGCAGAUAAAGAAAUCUGCUCUCGGCUUCACGAUCUGGACUUCAUCAAGAAAAGCUGUGACUUGAAGGAAGUGUGUGAAAUGAAUAGAAACAUGGUCUGUACCUGUGAUCCCAGCGUCUGCACGUACCUGGACAUCACCUUCAACUGCUUCCCUGCAAUCCACAGUGUAACAUGUGAAGAUUCUCAGGCAAAACUUCAGUGUGGUGAAGGACAGGUUAUAGUCGUCUACUGGGCUAACUUUGGUCGCCGUGACAACACCAUGUGCCCUGAUGGACGUCCUGACUCUCAGCUCCAAAAUGUUCACUGUUCGAGUCCAAAUAGUACAGAAUAUGUAACUAACAGGUGUAACUGGCAGAACAACUGUACUGUUGAAGCAAAGACCUCAGUGUUUGGAGACCCCUGUGGUGACACUUACAAGUACCUGGAGGUGGUUUAUGACUGUCAGAAGAGUGAAGCUACAUCAAGUCCUCCUCCAACUACUGUGACAGAAGGAACUUCCAGAGUGAGUGAAGCUACAUCAAGUCCUCCUCCAACUACUGUGACAGAAGCUCCUUCCUGCCGUCCUGGUUGGACUUGGUUUGGAGGUCGCUGUUUCAUCUUUGACAGCAGCAUGAAGAACUGGACUGAUGCUGAGAGUUCCUGUAAGACACUCGGUGGACAUCUGGCCUCAUUCCACAGCACAGCUGAGUACACCUUCAUCAGAGAGCUCACUCACACAGAACCAGGGCCAAAUAAACGAACUUGGGUUGGAGGCAACGAUAGAGAGAAUGAAACUGUGUGGAUGUGGAGUGAUGGUUCCCAGUUUGACUUCAGAAACUGGGCCAGUGGAGAACCAAACAACUAUGGAGGAGAAGAAGAUUGUAUGGAGUUAAACUAUAAAGGAGGAGAUCCCAACGAUGCACCGUGUGACGACAACAAACCUUUUGUUUGUGUCAGAGAUCCAUAACUGCUCCUUCGUGUCCUGACACAUCAGCAGUGAGGAUCAUCACUGCUGAUGUCACUUCCAGCAGGAUGUCAAGCCUCGAUGACAUCACUGCUGGAAGAUGUUGACAAAUAUGAUUUCAUAUCACAAUACCCCCCCCCCCAAAAAAAAAAAAUAAAUUCAAUAAA
This is a messenger RNA of Pelmatolapia mariae (spotted tilapia), 2688 nucleotides long. RefSeq names its product L-rhamnose-binding lectin CSL1-like. The record is from RefSeq and is a predicted model, not a curated record. NCBI's taxonomy places the organism in Eukaryota, Metazoa, Chordata, Actinopteri, Cichliformes, Cichlidae. The transcript has 17 exons. The coding region runs from base 1367 to 2524 and encodes 385 amino acids. Gene Ontology annotation, molecular function: signaling receptor activity; carbohydrate binding.